AGAGGCGGACACCGCGGGGACGCCGGCGGAGGCGGGGAUGGACCCCGGCCUCUCGCGCGGGGGCGGGUUGCCCAGCUUCGAGUUCGCCUUCAAUUCAGAGAACUUCUCCGACCGGGUGCUGCGGCUGGAGGUCGUCGCCACCGACGGCGUCGCCGGAGGACCCCUCCCCGACGUGGCGUUACACCGCGAGGACCUCCGCCUCCACAAGGAGGAAGCAGAUGGGCAAACUAUUGACUCUUCCUGGACCAUGGCGGCCACGCCAGUUUUACGAGUAAAGACCAUUUACAUCAGUUCGGUGGUUCUUGCUGCAAACAGUCCGUUCUUUCUUAAGCUUUUCUCAAAUGGUAUGAAAGAGUCUGAUCAGAGGCAUCUAACACUCCAAAUUGCUGAUUCAGGAACAGAUGAAACUGUCAUGAUGGAGCUUUUGAGAUUUAUGUACACUGGAAAGUUGGCAGCAACUGAACCCAAUCUUCUGCUCGACAUCUUGACGGCCGCCGAUAAAUUUGAGGUUCUUGCUUGCAUGAGGCGUUGCAGUCAGUUGCUCACAAACUUGCCUAUGACCAGAGAGACUGCACUGCUCUACCUAGAUUACCCAUGCUCCACUUCAGUGGCUGCUGAAAUUCAGCAUCUGACAGAUGCAGCCAAGGAAUUCCUCGCCAACAAAUACAAGGUUUUUGAUAAAUUCCCUCAUGAAUUGAUGGACAUGCCUCUUGCUGGGAUCGAAGCCAUCUUUUCUAGUUCUGACCUACAGAUACCAUCUGAAGAUGCCAUAUAUACCUUCUUGCUCAAGUGGGUGUGCGAGCAAUACCUACAAACAGAGGACAGGCACAAGAUAUGGAGUUCUCGUUUACUCCCGCUGUUGCGCUUCAAUCAUAUGAGCUGGAAGCAACUCCACGAGGUCCUGACAUGCAGUGAUGAUGCUAUAGACAAUGAGGAAACAACGAAGCGUAUUACCGAUGCACUCCUGCACAAAGCUUACCCGGCACAUGAGCAAGGUGCUCUUGCAGUAGACACAGCAACCUGUUGGCAAGUUCCACAACGAGCCUACAUACAGAAACCUCUGAAAGUGGUUGAGUUCGAUCGACCCCGCCCACAGGUUAUUGUUUACUUGGAUCUAACACAUGAGGAGUGCUCCCGGCUCUUCCCAGAAGGAGAAUUUUUCUCGCAAUUGUUCCAUCUUGCAGGGCACAACUUCUAUAUCAUGCCAACCUGUGAAAUGGAGGACGAGCAGCGUAAGCUAUACAGCUUUGGCCUCUGGUUAGGGAUCCAUGACAAGCCGGAGGGCUCGACAUGCCUGACAUUCAAUUUCGAGUUUGCUGCACGGACAAAAUCGUCAGGAGAGUUUGUGCUCAAGUUGAAGGAUGAGGUCAUCUUCACAGGUGAUUGCAUGCAGGGAUGCGGUGAUCUUUUUGGGGUUCCGUGGUCGACAUUCUUGGCCGACGACAGCCUCUUCAUCGACGGAUUGCUGCAUCUGAGAGCUGCUUUGACGUUGGUGGAGCAGCCUGGAGUACAAACCUGAUGAUAUCUCACUUGGCAGUGCUAGGUCGCUUCAGUGGGACUGAUGCUUCUGCGGCCUUGUUUCGUCAUUCGGGUGCCUGAAUGACACUGUUACAAUGAGAAAGUAGAAAACCUGUGUGCUAGACACUUUUGGUCUGACUAGACUUUUUUUUCUCGUCGAUUACAGACCUGAUGUUUCAUUUCACCCAGCGAAAUUAGGUCGAUCGCUUGAAUGGCGUUCGGUUGUAAUAUGAUAGUUUAGUUAGUUGGCUGUGCGGUUUCAUUCCGACAAUUCCUUGUCUGUGCUGGAAAAGGAGGCUUUGGUGCCUGAAUGAUGCAAGGAAGCUCUUAGAAUGGUGAA
Messenger RNA from Hordeum vulgare subsp. vulgare (domesticated barley), 1858 nucleotides. Its product is annotated as BTB/POZ domain-containing protein At2g46260-like. The coding region runs from base 38 to 1519 and encodes 493 amino acids. Gene Ontology annotation, cellular component: nucleus. Gene Ontology annotation, molecular function: protein binding. Gene Ontology annotation, biological process: response to red light. The transcript has 5 exons. The record is from RefSeq and is a predicted model, not a curated record. Lineage: Eukaryota; Viridiplantae; Streptophyta; Magnoliopsida; Poales; Poaceae.